Molecule: messenger RNA, 2203 nt
Organism: Teleopsis dalmanni
Lineage: Eukaryota; Metazoa; Arthropoda; Insecta; Diptera; Diopsidae
Product: homeobox protein invected
Exons: 4
Coding region: 58-2088 (676 amino acids)
Biological process (GO): neuron differentiation; multicellular organism development; regulation of transcription by RNA polymerase II
Cellular component (GO): nucleus
Molecular function (GO): DNA-binding transcription factor activity, RNA polymerase II-specific; RNA polymerase II cis-regulatory region sequence-specific DNA binding
Source: RefSeq, a predicted model, not a curated record
UGUGUGUGCAUUAACUAGUGUGUCUGCAUGUGUGUAGGGUGUAUAGUACACGCCUAAAUGUCCUUACCGCUGACUAUAUCACCUUUAUCCUUUUCAUUACGCACGACAAUGCAUCCAGAUUGCUUGCAGUUGCAGCAGCACAGUGUACCCAGUCCGCGCUUAAGUUCCUCUAACGCCGACGCUAAUGAAAAGCUAACGGCAAGUGACGUUUGUAUGCUUAAAAUGUCGGAAGUAGGGAAUAUGGAUGAGGACGAGGUGUUGAAAACAACUAAUGUGGUGCCGGGUGAUACUGUGACGGUACCGAGUAUGCUUUGCGAUGAAGCGGAGGAAGAUGUCGAUGCCGACGCUGUCAGUUUGUGUAGUGAUGAUAGUGAAUUGUCUGUGGGACAGGAGAACACGGCUCAGCGUCAUAUAACACAACGCACACAACGUCUAUUGGCUUUGUGUCGACCUGUGGCAUUAAGCAGUGGUAGCACUAACACCAACAGCAUUAUGGAUACUAGCGAUGUUCGCUCGAAUGCAUCCACCGAUGAAACCACUACACAAUUGGAAGAUGAUGAUUUACAUACACCAACAACUAGCGUUAUUGAUCCCUUUGUAGUAGCGAAUGCACUACGUAUCCCAGUCCCAAUACUGCCAAAUGCAAAUGUCACACCAUUCCACGAAGAGUUUAUGCGGAAGUCACAUCUUUACGCCGAGGAACUAAUGAAGCAACAAAUGCAGCUGGUGGCGGCAGCACGCGCUAGUAGCGCUUUUACACUGCGACAAAGCGUCUAUCAGAAUCUUGCGACCGCCGAGCUAAACAAUGAGCAAAGCAAGACAGUGUUAAGGCAACAUGAUAAGCCACCGGACAUCGCUAGCUUGGCCGGCAUACAUUCGCAUUUAUCUGCCAUUUCACAAAUGUCACAAUUAAGUGCGGCCGCCACAGUAGCAGCGGCGGCAGCUGCGGCGGUAGCUAAUAACAAUAACAAAACAGUGCCAAAAAAUAUGUGUGCUGCCAAUGAUGCACUCGCUAAGUUAACUGCUUUAGGUGUUCAACAACAACAACAACAACACAAGCCUUUAACAACUGGCCUCAAUCAGUUACAGGCGAAAAUGCAAGCGCAUCUACCAUUUAUGCGUGGCAACAACAACACCAAUAACAACAACAAUGAUCAUUUACACGAAUCAACGCUGAAAUUUAGCAUAGAUAAUAUACUUAAAGCCGAUUUCGGCCGUCCCCUCACCGAACCCUUCAUACAAAGCAUUAAUUCGGCGCGUUCGCUAAAGUCCGCUAAUAACUCGAACCGCAGCAAGAAGUUUACGGCAAAUUCAAGCGCAGCUAUGGAUUUGUCGAAUCUAAUGUCAAGUGCAGCCGCCACUGCUAAUGCAGCGACGCUUAAUUUUAGCACGUCACUGGCUAACAUAUGCACGAACAGCAACGAUUCGAGCAGCACUGCUAUUAGCAGCGAUCGUGUCAAAUCGCCGAUUUCGACGCAAACCAAUUGCAGUAUUUCACCCGCACCCGCACAACAGAACAACAACAACACCGAGCAGACGAAAACGCAAGAACAACAUAACAACGAUAAUAGUGGGAACAGUUCCAGUGGCAGCAGCAGCGGUAGCGGUGCUAAUGGCAGUGGUCCCAUUGUUUGGCCUGCGUGGGUUUACUGCACUCGUUACAGUGAUCGUCCAAGUUCAGGAAGAAGUCCACGUACGCGUAAACCUAAGAAACCUGCAAGUGAAAAAGGUUCAUCGCCGACACAAACUGAAGAUAAACGACCACGUACCGCAUUUAGUGGAUCGCAAUUGGCGCGACUAAAGCACGAAUUUAAUGAGAAUCGUUACCUGACAGAGAAACGUCGCCAGCAGCUCAGCUCAGAACUUGGCUUGAACGAAGCACAAAUCAAAAUUUGGUUUCAGAAUAAACGUGCCAAAUUAAAAAAGUCCAGUGGCACAAAAAAUCCACUUGCACUUCAACUAAUGGCUCAGGGUCUCUAUAAUCAUUCAACUGUACCAUUGACGAGGGAAGAAGAAGAAUUGCAGGAACUACAAGAACGUGAAAAUGCGCUAAGUAACUCUUCGGUCGGUACUACGGUUUCCACGUAGUACUUUCACCGGUAGGAAGUAAAACAUUUUCAUCUUUACAGUGAAAGUAUUAUUUUGAAAUGAAAAUCGUAUACAAUAGGAUUAGAGGAAGGAAAGAGAGGAAGAAGAAAAACAA